Messenger RNA from Labrus bergylta (ballan wrasse), 3474 nucleotides. RefSeq names its product Carbohydrate sulfotransferase 1-like. The record is from RefSeq and is a predicted model, not a curated record. Gene Ontology annotation, biological process: sulfur compound metabolic process; N-acetylglucosamine metabolic process. Gene Ontology annotation, cellular component: trans-Golgi network. Gene Ontology annotation, molecular function: N-acetylglucosamine 6-O-sulfotransferase activity. Lineage: Eukaryota; Metazoa; Chordata; Actinopteri; Labriformes; Labridae.
UGUUUUUUGUUUUUUUUCUGAAUGCAUUUGGAGAAUCUCAUCUCUCUCUGCUCUUUCAUGCCCGAUGGCAAAAAACUCUAAAGUGCAUUUCUCCACUUGUCUCUGUGCAGGCAGCUAAAUUUAUCUGUAGUUCUCUGCUGAGCUUAGAGGCUUAAUUACCCAGAAGAGAGGAGAGCAAAAAUGAAAUGCAACUAUGCAUGAGUGUGUGUGUGGCAUCUUUAGAGUAAAGUUGUCUCAGAGAGGAACAGGAAAGCUAACAUUUACCAGGGAAGGUCCCUCCUUGAGUUUUUCUGCAGAACAAAUCUGUGGAUCCAUCAGGGGACAAAUCUCAGUCCUUUAAACUGUUUGUUCAAAGUGUUUAAGCUCCUUGUGGUACAGAUGCUGGAAAGAUUGUGUCUGUUGAAUUGGCUUCCUAAAGCUGGAUUUUUUUAAAGUACAUUAAAUGUUUAGUUGAAGGAAGUAGUUUCUGUUUUCCUUUCCUGCUAAUCUAAAGCUACGGCAUGCAGCUGGUUAGCGUAGCAUAGCACAAACAGUGGACAAUAAAGGAAACUUCUAGCCUAGCUCUGUCUAAAGGUAAAAUAACUCACCAACCUGCACAUCUACAGUGCAUUGAUUUCACAGGGAGGGAGAGUAUCCCGCGGUGAGGUGCAUGUGUGAACAGGCAACUCAGGGAGGUUUCAGCUGCAGCCAGACUUUUUCUAGAAUUAAAUGUGGAGACGGUCUAAAUAACAUCUCCACCUUCUGUUGUUUAAGUUCCUUGGAGCAGGAACAUAAACUGCUCCAGCAGAGCCGCCCAUCGCUCGAGGUCUGUGGGUGUAAAACGAGCUGAAGCUGCACACGCAUGAGGCUGGAACAAAACGCACCCGAAUGAAAUCUCAUUGUGUGUGUCUUUGAUUCCUCUCCAGCGUGAAGGAUGUAGAGCCGGAUGGAGGGGCAGGAUGGAGUGCUCCUGGAAGACGGUGCUGCUUCUGGUGUGUGCGUCUCUGGGGGUGCAGUACACCGCCAUCCGCACCCUGAGGGACUCUCUGUCUGGACCCUGUGAGGGAGCGUACCGCUGCUCCUCCAGACACCACAGAGACUCCAGAUGGAGAUCAUUGUGUGAUGACGGUUGGAUGCAGGAGUUGCCUCGGAAACACAUCCUGCUGUUUUCCACAACCCGCAGCGGCUCGUCCUUCACGGGGCAGCUCCUCAACCAGCACCCGGAGGUGUUCUAUGUGUUUGAGCCUCUCUUCCACGUGCAGCAGGCCUUCACCAACUCCAGCAGCCGCCUGCGCCGCUCGCUGGACCGCCGGGCCCUCCUAGGAGCGUACAGGGACCUCCUCCUCAACCUCUACACCUGCGAUCUUCACUUCAUGGAGAACUACAUCCGGCCAGAGCCGCAGGACCACGUCACCAACUCCUUCUUCCGUCGGAGCUCCAGCCACGCCCUCUGUUCCCCUCCAGUGUGCUUGGAGGGAGGCGACGGAGCAGUCUCUGAUCUGCCCGAUGAAACCUGGUGUCCUAAGAAGUGCGGCACUCUGAACCUCACUUUAGCGUCCUUGUCAUGUCUGUCAAGGGGAAACAUCGCCAUAAAGACCGUGCGCGUCCCUGAGGUUGGCGACCUGCGCACUCUGACGGAAGACCCUCGUCUUGACCUGAAGAUCAUCCACCUGGUAAGAGACCCCAGAGCCAUCCUCGCCUCUCGCAUGAUGGCGUUUUCAGAUCAGUUCCGUGCUUGGAAAAUAUGGAACGCAACAGGACGGCAGCCACGUUAUGUGGACCUGUCACAGAUCACCAGCACCUGUAAGGACAUGUCAGCCUCUGCAGAGACGGGCCUGCAGAGACCGCCAUGGCUGCAUGGACGCUACAUGCUGGUGCGGUACGAGGACCUUGCGUUUAACCCGAAGAACAAGGCGGCUGAGAUCUACAGGUUUGUGGGGCUGGAGAUGGAGGACAGAGUGAGUUUGUGGAUUUCAAAGAACACCAACAGUAAUGUGUCGGCUCCCUCCGAGUGGAACUACAGAUACUCCACCACCAGAGACUCCAGAGCCGCCGCAGAGAGCUGGAGGCUUCGACUCAGCUUCGACAUCGUGAGGACGGUGCAGCGACUGUGCAACGACACGCUGGCUCUGCUCGGAUACAAACCGGUUCAGUCUUCAGCUCAACUCAGAAACCUGUCACACAGUUUAAUCCAACACAUGAGCUUUGAGACGGUCACAUAAGCCGUUCUCUCACAUGCAGUCCUGAAAAUAUUUACAGAAAUCCUUGAAAUCUUCUUGAGUUGAUGUUCAGCAGGGUUGUGUCCAGAGUCCAGACCUUUUUCAGUGGGGGGGGCAGACUGGGGGCACUGACGUAUGCAGGGCUAGCAAGCAGUUUACCUUCCUUUCCCCACUAAUCACACUUUUAAGUUACACAAGAGAAUGGCGACAUCGUCUUAGCUUCAUUCUUUCAGGACUCAAAAAGAAGACAUUUGUUCAGGGUCACGAUUUAAAAACUUUUCAUAGCUGGUUCGUUCAUUGUAAGUUAGACAGGGUGCAGCAGUUUGCUUGUGAGUCUUUAUGGAAUCGUUCCUUUCCAAAAAACCCGUCUCAUGAAAUAAAAUGUGCACAGUCAACUAGCAGCCUGAUGCAACACAGUUGAUUUUGACUUAAAUCCCGCCUCUGAAAACGCAAAUAGCCAAUCAUAGUUUGUGAUUUUAGUUUAGCCAAUCAGAUUUCAAGGGGGGCCCAUGCCGUUCCGGGCAUCCCUCUGGACACGCCCCUGCUCACAUACCUCUCUCACAGUGUGAGCGAGGUGAGCGCCUCAGGUGGCAAGACAUAACCUCAAAAGAUGUCAUGAGCCUUGUUCCCACCUGCACAAAACUCCUGAAGUUUUCAGGCUGAGCAAAAACACUUUUGAGUUUUGUGCAGGUUUGAACAGGACUAUAAAGGAUUUUAAUAAACAACCGUACUGUUACACAAUUACUCAUCUGCUGUUUUCAUGCUGAUGGAAUGAAAGUCAUUUAACUUGAUUGUUAAUUUAAUCCUAAAUUAUUUAAUUUCACUCUUUCUUCACUUUUAUGGUUUUGUCAUAGAUAUGAAAAGUGCCAAAUUUAAGCGUACGUGUUGCUGAAGAUGUUUAAUCCAAUCUAUCUGUACUGGUCUUAGUGGUGACUGAAACUCAUCUUCAUUAACUGUUUGACAUUUUUUUAUUUCAUUGACGUGUUUACACUCGAGAACGAGAGACCCUUCACAGAGCUCAGGUCCUCAGGUUUGAAAGAGAAUCUCAGACACAGAGAGGAUGUUCAGACUAAGCGGACACAAAGGAGAUUAUAGGAGAAAAGAAAUGCCUUUUAAGUUCUUCUGCAGCUCGGUGAUGUGAGAACAUUUAUUUAUUCUUUGUUUUAAGGUCAUAAAAACUGUAUCUGCUGACGUAUUGUUCCUAUGGAUGUGUUUGGAAAUGUUUGUGUUGCCGUACUGUUUGUAUUUUUUAAGACUUUUUCAAUAAAAAUGAUUC